Polistes dominula (European paper wasp) is the source of this 1809-nucleotide messenger RNA. RefSeq lists its product as uncharacterized. Gene Ontology annotation, molecular function: DNA-binding transcription factor activity, RNA polymerase II-specific. NCBI's taxonomy places the organism in Eukaryota, Metazoa, Arthropoda, Insecta, Hymenoptera, Vespidae. The record is from RefSeq and is a predicted model, not a curated record. Gene Ontology annotation, biological process: regulation of transcription by RNA polymerase II. Gene Ontology annotation, cellular component: nucleus.
AUGGGAAGAUGGUAUGUGACUGUACAAAGCAAUCAUCAAGGUAAUCGUAGAAGAUCGAGAGGCCAAGGAAGAUUCACAUGCGGUACCUGCGAUCGUCGUUAUCAUCAGGAAAAAAAUUUAAGAAGACACCUUACAAACGAAUGCGGCAAACAGCCUAAACAUCAAUGCACAUUUUGUCCAUACAAAGCAACAUACAAAUCGUAUCUACACGUUCAUAUGAUGAAACAUAGAAAACGUGGAUUCGUACCACCCGACACGAAAUAUCCAAUGGCAAGAUUAAAACACACCUGCAAGACCUGUGGUAAAAGUUACAAACACAAGCAUCAUUUGAAGAGGCAUCACGAUUUCGAAUGCGGCAUUGAACCGAAAUUUCCUUGCGAUUUUUGCGAUCAUCGUACAAGAUACAAGGAUAGUUUGACCAAACACGUAUUGGCACGUCAUCAACAUCUUCUAGAACAAAAUACUACACAAUAUGGCGGUGGCAGCGGCGGAUAUCUUCAUCGUCAAACUUCCUACGAUUCUAACGCAAAUAAAUCAAGAAUACUAAAAAGAAGAAGAACGACUACACCAAUAACAACAAAAGAAAGAACGAGCGACAAUUCGUCUAAUUGGAUGUUAUCAACAUUACCAUCAACUACGCCUUUUGCUAUGCACACGAAAUGUUUACGAUCUAUGACAUCUACGCCAUAUUUAACCGAACCUAAAGAACAAUAUGGUACUCGUAAAUAUAUUUGCCAAAAUUGCCAAAGAAAAUUCACAUAUAGGGCUUCUUUUCUUAAACAUCAGAAAUUCAAGUGCGACAGCAAUAAACAAGAAAAACUUACUGUAAUAAAACAAGAAAAUCCUUCUGUAACAGAACAAGAAGAACUUUCUGUAAGAAAAUAUAAAAAAUCUAAACUGGUUAAUCCUAAAAAUUUGACUACGACUGAUGCAACUGCUACUUUGCAUUCGGAUAUCGUGGGUAAAAAAGAAAAUAAAUCAAGAAAACGAAAAAGAGUAAGAAAGACUACACCAGUAACAACAACAACAGAAAGGACGAGCGACAAUUCGUCUAAUUGGAUGUUAUCAAUAUUACCAUCAACUACGCGUCUUGCUAUGCACACGAAAUGUUUACGAUCUAUGACAUCUACGCCAUAUUUAACCGAACCUAAAGAACAAUAUGGUACUCAUAAAUAUAUUUGCCAAAAUUGCAAAAGAAAAUUCGCAUUGAGGGCUUAUUUGCUUAGACAUCAGAAAUUCGAGUGCAACAGUAAUAAACAAGAAAAACGUACUGUAACAAAACAAGAAAAACUUUCUGUAAGAAAAUAUAAAAAAUCUAAACUUGUUAAUCCUAAAAAUUUGACUACGACUGAUGCAACUGCUACUUUGCAUUCGGAUAUCGAGGGUAAAAAAGAAAGAAAUCACAUUUGUCUAAAUUGUAAUAAAUCUUACGUGUAUGGAACGUCACUUAGGAGACACAUAAGAUUCGAAUGCGGAAAGGAACCGCAAUUUCUGUGUCACGUUUGUAAAACAACAUUUUCUCAAAAAGGAAACUUGCGUCGUCACAUACGAGUAAUGCAUUAAAAUUUAGUUUUGUUUUUGGUUUUUUAAAAAUUAUUUACACUUAUUACUUUCUUUUUUUUUUUCCUUUUCAUUAUUUAAUGACAUAAAACAAUGUUACUGAAACAUAAGAUUUAUAACUAGUCGUUUUUAUUUUCGAAACGCUUAUUGUAUUUUUGUUAUCGUGCUUCUGCACAAAAUGCUUCUUUUCUCGCUUUAGUUUUAUUUGUUUUAUUUUUCUUUAUUUUGACAUCCAAAAAUGAGACAUAA